Molecule: messenger RNA, 1566 nt
Organism: Cyclospora cayetanensis
Lineage: Eukaryota; Apicomplexa; Conoidasida; Eucoccidiorida; Eimeriidae
Exons: 5
Coding region: 1-1566 (521 amino acids)
Source: RefSeq, a predicted model, not a curated record
AUGUUUCGACGGGUGGUGUCGCUCUUACUCAAGCGACUGCUGAGUCUCUUGGGCAUAGAGGUGCAGAGCCUCAUUGUAGGAGGAUCUCGGGACGGCCUCGUGUUGCAAGGGCUAGUGGCACAAUGCCGCCACCUCUCCUUAGACUUGCUGCUGCACUCCCUUUUCAUUGGGGAAGUGCGCGUCAAAGCAUCCUGGCGGCAGCUGCUGCAGCAGCUCGUACUGCACCGGGACGGCAGCCGUAUUGAGGUGCACGUGCACCAAGUCUACGCGUUGGUGUCUACCCAAAGCGAGUUUGCCAAUGAAGAAUUCAACGUCUUUUUUUCCAUACGUGACGUGCACUUCCGACUGGAGGAUCCGACUGGCAGGGCAUGCGCCGCUGCCGCUAAUGCACGCUACCCGCAACAUCGCUCUGACCAAAAGCGUGCAACACCUCCACCACUGCCGGACGCGUCAGAUGCAGGCACAGCCUCGGCAGCAGGGGAUGGCAGCGUAGAGUCUCUGAGUGUCGCUGUUGGCUCUGGGAGCUGCAGGCGAAGGAGACUCUCAGCAACCUGUUCAACUGCGAACCGCGCAAAAGCGAGAACGCCAGUCGAAGCGAGCAGCAGUGGCCUGCACCGCACGUCAAAAGGCACAGAAGAUGCGUCCCCUCUGGGGGAUCCCAUCAGGAGGCAGCACUCAUUCCCCCCUUCCUUCCCGAGACACCCCGAAAAGCACCCCCUGAAACUGCCUCAAGCCGCAGAAACGCUUGUUGAAGACGCUGCCGCCGCAGCAGCACGCACACUUGAGGCAGCUGCCGAGAUGAUGCGGACCGAGAGACAGCAGCUUCCCAAGUCGGAGGCUGAGGAGCUGUCGAGUUGCCUUUCGGAUUCGGACGUGGAGAGAGCGGCAGAGGCCGUAAAAGCGGCAGCAAGAAGGACAAGCGGAUACAUCUUGGAAGAAGAAGACAGGAUUGCUAGGGAGUUCGGCGGAGGGGUGUCUCUAGGCGGGGAAUCUCUUGAGUACUUAGGCAGUAGCGCUUGCAGCACCGACGAAGCUUUGGGGAGUGCGCUUUUUUCGCAAUCACGCCAAUCCUCGCGAACCCUACAGAGCGAGGCGGCUUUAGGCCUCGUGGGGUUGCACGAGGUUGAACUUUGCGGGCUGUCUGCCUACUGGAGAAGCGACGAGUGGCGGCUGACAACGCGGCAGCAGCUUCACCCCAAUUCGGCAGCGUUUGCUGCCGAGUUCAAGCAGCAGCAUGAAGAGCAUCCGGAUGCCAGCAUCUCGUUGGCUGCCUUGGGGGGACGCCUCUCGGGAUCUGAGCUUCGGGUGUCUCUGCAGACCGUGGCAGCGGACGCAGCAGCAGAAGACUUCGCGAUGCGUCUUGGAGGGAUGGAUUUGGUGAUGAGGCUAGAGCGAACAGCAGCGUUAGCAGCAGGGCUAGCAGAGGCCGUGGCGUCAUCGGGGAUGUCUCAGACUUCUGCGGUAGCCGGUUCUGUAGAGACACCCGAUCGCGCUGAAGCCCAUAGGGCCUCUGUGGCUGCGGCAAGGGCAGCAGCCACCGAGAGUGUGUGUGGAGGUUGUUUUUGA